CUUAUUUGGUGUUUUAUAGCGAUAAAGAGGGGGUGAAGCGCGGAUUUUCGAGGUCAGGGGGAACAAAUGGAGACGUUUAAAUAUUUAUAAAUUAAUUUCUAUUAGUCCGCUGUCAAAGUCAGAUGACUUUUGUCAUGAUUCGCUAUUGAUAUCGGCGAUGUUUACUGUGCAGCCAGAUAAGUUCCCCUAAAGGGUAGCCAGUAACUGGAGCCUCUAGCCUUCAACUGCCUAAAUAUUAGGCAGGAAAAAUCAAAAGAAGACGAUAUCUUUUAUUUCACUUGGGUUGUGGGCUGGCGGCAAGCCAAUAAUUUACUCUGGAGCAGGACACGGAGGAUAGUAUGGCCAUGACGGGAGGGACUGCAGCUGCCCUGCCCAUGAGCAACCACACCCGGGAGAGGGUGACCGUGGCCAAGCUGACACUUGAAAACUUCUACAGCACUCUGCUCACCCAGCACGAGGAGCGAGAGAUGAGACAGAAGAAGCUGGAGAAAGCCAUGGAGGAAGAGGGUUUACCUGAUGAGGAGAAAGUAAUGCGGCGUUCCCAGCAUGCACGUAAGGAGACAGAGUUUCUGCGACUGAAGAGAACGCGGCUCGGCUUGGAUGACUUUGAGUCUCUCAAAGUCAUUGGGCGAGGUGCUUUUGGAGAGGUGCGUUUGGUGCAGAAAAAAGACACAGGGCACAUAUAUGCCAUGAAGAUUUUGAGAAAAGCUGACAUGCUGGAGAAAGAGCAGGUUGCUCAUAUCCGGGCAGAACGUGACAUUCUAGUAGAGGCAGACGGUGCCUGGGUGGUUAAGAUGUUCUACAGCUUCCAGGACAAGAGGAACCUCUACCUCAUCAUGGAGUUCCUGCCUGGAGGUGACAUGAUGACUCUGCUGAUGAAGAAGGACACUCUUUCUGAAGAGGCCACCCAGUUCUACAUUGCAGAGACAGUCCUGGCCAUCGACUCCAUCCACCAGCUGGGCUUCAUCCACAGAGACAUCAAACCAGACAACCUGCUGCUGGACUCCAGGGGACACGUCAAACUGUCAGAUUUUGGCUUGUGUACAGGGCUGAAGAAAGCUCAUCGAACAGAAUUUUAUAGAAACCUGACGCAUAACCCGCCCAGUGAUUUCUCUUUUCAAAACAUGAACUCCAAGAGGAAAGCAGAGACAUGGAAGAAGAAUCGAAGGCAGCUGGCUUAUUCUACAGUAGGAACUCCUGACUAUAUUGCACCUGAAGUCUUCAUGCAGACGGGAUACAACAAGCUUUGUGACUGGUGGUCUUUGGGUGUCAUCAUGUAUGAGAUGCUAAUUGGUUAUCCACCUUUCUGCUCGGAGACGCCGCAGGAGACGUACAGGAAGGUGAUGAACUGGAAAGAAACACUCGUCUUCCCCCCUGAAGUCCCCAUCUCAGAGAGGGCCAAAGACUUGAUAUUAAGGUAUUGCACUGAUGCUGAGAACAGGAUCGGAGCUGUGAGCGUGGAGGAGAUAAAGAGUCAUCAGUUCUUUGAGUCAGUCGACUGGGAACACAUCAGGGAGCGGCCUGCAGCCAUCUCCAUUGAAAUCAAGAGCAUCGACGACACCUCUAACUUUGAUGACUUCCCUGAAUCAGACAUCCUUCAGCCAGCUAGUGCAACAGAGCCGGACUUCAAAUCAAAGGACUGGGUCUUCCUCAACUAUACGUACAAACGUUUCGAGGGUCUGACUCAGCGAGGAACCAUCCCUACAUACAUGAAGGCGGGGAAGGCCUGACAGGCCGCAACGCUGAGACGAUGUCAUAGAAUUACAAAAAACAGACGUUUACGGACACAGGGUCGGGCCCCGGAGCCCUGCUGGUGCUGAAGGCUGUGCUGUCAGCCUCUCAGUAUAAUUUAACCCUCAUCACAAGUUAUUUAGGUUUGCUCAGCCUCGGCAAGAAUGCCAAGAGCUCAGAAGUUAAGGAGCGUUGCCGCAUUACCUCGGUUGUUUGUAUCGUAUACACGUGCCGUCUUUAGCCAUAGCUCUCAGGCCAGUUCUACAACACUAAAUCAGCAUACAAUGCAUGUAAAGCAGCUUCUGGAGAGGAGGUUUUAACUGCCUAUACACAACAGUGAGAAUGAGGAUGGAAAACAAAUCACUGCUUUGACAUCUUCACUGCGAUAGUUUUGACACUGGGAGAAAAAUUAGCUCUGAUGCAAACAUAAUUUCAAACACUGAAAAAAAGCUUGGUACACUGAAGUCAAACUUUAAAGGAUAGGUGAGUAAGACUAGUCCCUGCCCUCUCUUCUCACCCAUACUGUCAUAUCCUGAUUUUAAAGGGAGGUUCCAGCAUGAUUUGUGAGGUUUUGGCUCAUUUUUCACUUUGUUUCCAUUUCUAAAUCUUACUGAUGGAGAUAGCAAAUUGACUGUAUAAAGUAUUUAAGCUAUAAAACCAUAUUUUUUGGUUUUAUUUAACUAGAGAUGUAGCCUAGACCACCUGUGGCCCAACUCUGGUUUAAAGGCAUUUUGUAAAAUUCAAGGAUAGAUGCACCUCAGCUGAGACUCUUGGAUUCAGCACCCUGAAACUACCAAAAGAGGGAGAGGAGGUUAAUUAUAAGUGUAACGUAGUUUUUGUGGUUGUGGCUCGGUAGUAGAGCCGGUUGUUUCUAAACAGAAAGGUCAGGGGUUUGUGCUCCAGCUCCUGCAGCCACAUGUCUGUGUGUCCUCGGGCCAAAGACUUAAGCCCAAAUGGCUCCCGCUGCGAAGUCAGUGGAGUGUCAGUGCAUAUGAAUGGGACGGCCACUUUACACAGCAGCCUUCACCAUAAGUGCAUGAAUCGGUACGUGUGAUCUGUGGUGUAAAAAGCGUUUUAAGUAGUGAGAUGCCUAGAAGAGUGCUUUAAAAGCAAAGUCCAUUUAGUUUUUCUCAGUAAUGUUUAGACAGAAAGCGUUAAGUGAACGAGCAGAGCUUCAGAUGAUGCUGGAACCUUCCUUUCACCCCACGACGCUGAUGAAACACUGAGCGACUUUGUGUGGCAACUCUUCCUGUGGUACCGCCUCAGCGCUGACAAACAGCUGUUGCCAGGAAACAUGAAUGCAGUUAACCCUGUGCUUGACAUCCGUUACUGCUGAGUGUUGCUCAUUCACAUAUGGCAAACAAACGGCCCGAGCGUGUCACUUCCCCUUUAGAGGCAGCUGUUUUGUUCAGAGCAGUGCCACAGUAAUUAAUACUUGCCCUGAUUUUAAUUCUAAGGAACCCCGCGGUCAAUCAAGUUCUUCUUAGAUGGACAUGUGAAGUGCCUUUAAAUAGAUGACAGAUUUAACCAGAUGUUUUAGCAGUCAGAAGAUUAGAUGGUAUUGAAAAUAAUGAUAGAGCUGCAGGAAAAAGUAGGAAUAGAGGAAAAAUGAAAACAAAAAUGCAUGGUUUGUAAGUCAAACACAUAGAGAUGUGUCAAAGUUAGUGAUUAAAUGUGAAGCAGUAAAAGAAAUAAAAAAUUUGAGUUGAACAAAAUGAAGAUUUUUUUAGAGGUUGGAUAAUAAGGAGCAGUAUCAUGUAAAGAUAAAACUAAAUAGAAACUAAAUAAAGACAGAUUAACACUGAAGAUAUUGUAGACAUGUUUUAAGUUUUUAAAUGUCUUCAUUUUUUAUAAUAAUUCUUUAGAGCUAUAAGUGAACAUGCAAUCACUUUACUUGGUUUCCCCAUGAUGACAAGCAAUCUUUGGUUGUUUUCCUCAAGAUCUUGACUUAUUUAUUUAGUUGUCUCAGGAAAACGAGGCUUGUUUUCCCAUGAUAACGAGUAAAUUUGAUUUAGUAACUCAUUGUGUUGUUAUCCUGAGAUAAUUGGAUAAACAUGUCACAAUCCUGUCAAAGCAACUCAUCUUGGGAAGACUGAGAAGUAAAAAUAAAUAGAUGCAUGUCAUCUUAGGGCCUCCAUAGAUUCCAAUGAGUUCUAUUCACUCAAAAGGGUCAAUUGUACCUUGCAUUAAACUUGCAUGGACAUCCAUCUCAGGCUUUUGGAUACCAAGUUGACGGCACUUGGUGUGCAUCCACAUAAAAAAAAAAAAAAAAAAAAAAAAAAAAAACCCUGUUCAGCAACAACCUAAAAGUGGAAUUCUCUUGCCUCUUUUUAAAAUAACAGUACACACAUUGUUUCACUGAUGUAGAGAUCCUUGCAUGCUAUGUACAGCAAAACCCCUGGCAGAUUUUUAUAAUCCUAACCCUAAACCUGUUUGGUUCACCAACAGCCAGAAUCUCCACACUCGAAAAAACUCAGAAUCUCACACAGUCAAACAUGACUAAAAGGGAUGUUUUGGUAUUUUAGAAGGUGAAAGUGUUGUAAGAUGUACUUGGCAAUAUUAGGGUCAUUCUCCUCCAGAGAUUUAAGUGAGUAUUGCUCCUUCAAGCAGGGCAUUCUUGAAGAAGCGAGGCUAAAUAGUGCUACAUAAACUUUCUAGGAUGACAAGUUUCCACUCAGCUCUUCUGGUAGGGUUGGCUUCUCUAUUUCAACUUCAAAUGUACCGAAAUAUCCCUUUAUGAGUAAACAAGCCAAAUGUGGCUAGCUGUAGCCAUCUGCUACAUCCAUAUAGUGGCAAUGCCAGUCCUCUCUUGUCAAUUAGUUUGUGGUAUGUUUUACAGGACACGUUUAAACACCUGUAUUGUUACCACAAAUCAACAAGUUGCUACUGGCUGCGUUUGCUGUGCUUCCUCUUUCUGUCAGUUUGCCUCCUGAUUGGCUGUUGUUCCAUAACAGUCUUGUUCAUACCUGCUUGGCUGUCCUCAGCUUUUCCCCACACAAUAGAUCCAAAAUCGGAGCAGCUCUUAUUGUCUUCUGAGCAGAUCAAAGAGAGAAAGAUCAUGGUAAACACACAUCAAAGCAUAGGAAAAACUGGUAAAUUGAUCUCUGAUAAUCAGACCUUUGCUGACUUUGGUCUUAAGGGGGGAAUCAGGCCAAAUAAGUGUGAUUAUCUUGUAGUGUGUGCAAGGCUUUGGUGAAUAAACCCUGUGGGUUACUGGCUAGUAAGUAAUGUGUUAUUCCUGAUUGAGCCCGUUCUAAGAGAAAGCUCUUUUAUCUGAAUAGCAGGAGUCAGCUCCCUUUUGAGAGCUGGCUUCCUUUUCUCCAUUUUUGUGUUUUAAUACACAUAAAGAAGCAACCUCAUAGCUUACUGGCGAUGAGAUGGUCUAAAAUGCAUGCCAGUACGUGUAGCGCCUACACAGCCAGUCCAAUCCGGAUGAAGGCAUCCUAGACCACCUCUGCUUGCAGUUUGAGCUAUCGAGUCGUCUUGGUGUUAGAUUGCCUGAAAUGGAUGUUGAUCUGUGUUAGUGCAGGAUGUAAACAGGGUCAAAAAGAGUUAUUAUGUAAAGCUAAACCGAGGUCUGUCCUCAAUGAAAAACAACAUUUAACUGUCACGUUUGCUCAGAGUUGUUACUAGACAAGGCGCUAAAAAGUAGUUACCAAAGAGCUCUGAUCAUCCCUCAUUGUGAUCUGAACACAAAUUCAGAUGUAGCUGCACUCAACUCGAUACUACCUUCAAACAAACACCUUUACAAGAGAGCUAAACAUUGUUGAGGAAUAAUUUGCCAUUUAUAUUAUUUCUACACUUUUUAAAGUGUGCCAAGGCAGAUGUUUCUAAUUUAGCUCUUCUGCUAUGUGUCAAAAUGCAGGAAAAAAUGUACAUACAGGGACAGGAAACGUUAGGAGGACUUUAAUGUUCAGCUGUAGCUAUCACAUAGAUCCCAUUUUGAACAGUUUGUGGUGCUAUUUCUGAGGAAAAGAUGGAGAAAUUAUGUGGUGUUGAUGUUUAUUAUGAGAGGGACAGAUUAUAAUAGCCUGUGUCAUUUUAUUUUAUUUAACUGUAAAAAAGGCUGAGAACACUCCAGAAAGAAACAAACAUAAGCAUGAUUGAAAUUUAAAUUGAAAAUGAUAUUUAUAUUCCUACUCUCUAUAAUAUGUUUAUGUUCUUAAAAUGAGAACUGAGCUAAAAUUAAUUUAGACUGGAUUUAUUUCAUGGAAGUUGAUUCCACUACUUAUUAAAGGGGCACUCCAGCUUUUACAUAUUGCUAGUUCAUAAAGCUAGGGUCCUUAAAAGAGAUGCAGUAGAAGUAUAGGCUGAUUUCUUCUUGUUCAUCCCUCUGUGUGGUGAAGUUUCAGCAAAGGUAAACACUACACUUCCCACAAUGCAGCUUGAUAGCAGCACUAUUAUGGUGCAUUCCAGUUCAUCUUUGAAGUUGGAAAUUUAGAUAUGCCAAUCAGAUAUGAAUUCAGACUUCCAACUCAGUGGAACUUCAUUUCCCCGAGUUACUAGCUCAUAGUGUCUUGAACAUGAUAAACAUGGGUGUGAUUUCAUUCCCACCUCCAACAUCCGAUUUCCAAGGUACCUAGAUUGUACUAUUAGUCCCUCCAAGUCAGGUAUAUUGCCAGUUUCCUCUAAACUCACCAUCUUUGUUACACUGGUUCUCUGGUGGAAAUGUUGGUCUUCAAGUUGAGAUUUUCAUUUGACAUCAUGACAUCAGGGUAAUUUUGAGUUGUAUAUUAAAUGGACGGUAGCUCACAUUCUUCUUCUUUUGCAUAAAAUUAAGCCAUAGUCCCCCGGCGAUGGCUUUUGACAAGUUGGUGAUGUAAUUUAGAGCCAAGACAUGCAUAUUUAAUUUACCAAUAAAACAUCAAAGAUCCCUUAGAUCAGUACAGUCCACAGCAGAACAUGUUCUUGUGUCAAUUUGAAGCAGAUACAAUCAUGGGAAGUUUAAUGACCCAUUUGGAAUAUUUAAAAUAAAUUUCAUUUUCAUUGACAAAAUCCAACAUAAUACCCUACAUACACUUAUUCUUGACAGGAGAUCUAUGUAUAAGCUAUCCAUUAUUACGACGGUGUAUUAAAGCCACUCUAGAAUAAAAUAAUGAGAAAGAGGAUCUGUUAAAUUAAAAAAAAAGUGAAAUUCUUAAGUUUAAAAAGUUGCUAAUUUACAAGAAAAAAGUAGAUAUUAUUGGCUUUAAAAGUUGUAAAUGUACGUGAACCAAAAUGUAGAAUUUUUUGAGAUCAUAAAGUUGAAAAGUCCAAAACCCAACCACUGUUUUCAGUUUGGUUUCCUGUAAAAAAAUUUUUUUUACUUUACACUGUUGUUAAAAUUAAAAUUUUUUGUAAAUGUCUGACCUUAUAAACUCUGAAAUUCUAAGUUAAUUUUUUUUUUUUUUUUAUAAAUCUACAGAUUUUUUUCCCUAAAAAUGUACAAAAAUGUAAGGGUUUCCUCUCAUUUUACAGCUUAUAGGUUGGCCCUAAUACAUUAGCUUUCUAAUCAUGGUUUUUAUAUCUGAUUUUGACAACGUCAGAGCAGACAGGGUCUGAGAUCUUUGGUGCCCCCCCCUCCAGAGGUGCCUAGACCCCAGGUUGGGAACCACUGGUUGAGACAAUAUGUUGGAGUUUUUCUGCGAUUUUUGAUCAAUUAAAAAAAAAGCCCAAUACUGGGUGGCUAGGACUUGUAACUAGGAUUUUACUUGACUCAGAUCAAAGUUUAUACUUCUGUUGAAAACCACAGAAAAAAAUACGCAGAUAUAUAGAAUAUGUAUUCCCUUUCAGCUAGAAAAUAUAUGCUUUAUGGCCCUUAUCCCCCAGCCCUGUAGGACACAGCGGUCUCCUGUGUGAAAGAAAAACGACUUUCCUGUAACUGUCACAGUGCUCAUUGAUGCAUACACUAACAGAAAACAGCAUUCAACUGUUUUAGCAUGCUGCACAGUUUCCCAGGGUUCCCCUGACUGAUCAUAAUGUGAAAAAGCAGCGGAGUGCCCCUUUAAUUCCAGACUGAAAAUGUCUGAAAACAUAAAUCUGCUUUAUCGGAUAAAACCCCCUGAUUGGCUGCUAUUUUGCUCCAAUUUCAAAAAUUACAAGGAGUGUUUUCCAAAGCUAAAACUGUAGCAGGACAGAUGCAUGAUGGGGGAUUUAGAUGAUGUCUACUGCUGUAGAUUCCCACAUGUCAAAUCACUAACAUAACCCUGUUAACGGCCACAUGCAGAGCGUCCUUUCUCACAGCCAAACACUUGGGGUCGUUUGAGUGACUGAGUGUGACUGUGUGAGUGUAAACGUUAGGGACACGUUUUUGUUGUGAGGUGAUAUGUUCAAUGUCAAACCUGUGUUGUAAAAGAAAAUUAUGACACCUUUUAUUUUCAAACGUAGCUGCACGGGAGAUGAAAAAGAAGACUGUACUUGGGAUCCAUACAGUUCUAUAUAUAUAUAUGUAUGUACAAGACUUGAAAUCCAUUACUGUGCCACUUUACCUAAAGGGAGCUAAAUUAUUUAGACUUCGUGUCUCCAGGAGGAUGAGUUCAGGAUGUGCUUCACUUUUAUCCCGAAGUUUAGCAACACAAUUUAUUUUUAAUGGACCAAACCAGCUUAGCGACCCAGCCUGUGUGCCAUUAGUCACGUCAAUGUCACACAGAUUCAUUAUUAAUGUUCAGCAAAUUUAACUACCCGACUCUGAGAACAGGAAGAGAUCUACAAGCCUAAAGACUAAAUUCCCAUUAUGGCUGAAAUCUCUGCCAGGGAAACCUCAAAGCCCCGUUACUAAGCUGUAAUUUCCCCUGUUAAAGAACCUUGAAAAGGUUUAAAAGCAUCCGCCACAGGCCAGGACGGUGUUGUGAGGUAUUUCUGUGUAAUGCUGUGUACAUAUUGUUGUAGACACUUGAAGGAAACUGUUUGUGGCGUUAAAGAGGAAAUGCUCAUUAAUAUAUUCAUUCAUGAGUUUUUAUGUUGAUAAAAUGCUUAAAAUAAUAAAA
Molecule: messenger RNA, 8696 nt
Organism: Cheilinus undulatus (humphead wrasse)
Lineage: Eukaryota; Metazoa; Chordata; Actinopteri; Labriformes; Labridae
Product: serine/threonine-protein kinase 38-like
Exons: 14
Coding region: 339-1730 (463 amino acids)
Biological process (GO): intracellular signal transduction; peptidyl-serine phosphorylation
Molecular function (GO): protein serine/threonine kinase activity; ATP binding
Source: RefSeq, a predicted model, not a curated record